ACACCAGUCACCAACACCACAGCCAAGCCAAGCCGCGGCAGAAAACCAGAGCAGAGAAGCACGGCAGCGCGCGCGCUGCACCCGCCCAGCGCCCCCCGCCAUUACUCCGGUUCCCCUUCCCGGCUUCUCCUCCUUCCCCGGCAAUUAAUGCCGCCAACAACCAGAUCCAGCCCCCCGGAAACCUAAGCCCCGCAAACAAAUACCCACUUCCCAUUCUGCCCCUCGCACCGCGCGUCAUGCCAUUCCGCCCCACGAUCACACCCCCGCCGCCGCCGCACCCGCCGCCGCUGACGACGAGUGGGAGCCAACAGCGAUGUCCUUCCUCGACCCGCUCGCGUCGCUGGGGCUCGGGUACGCCAUCGCCAUCGCGCUCGGCUUCCUCGUGCUCCUCGCCUCGGUCCUGCUCGCCUCCUAUUUCUGCCUCCGCCGCGGGGCCGGCGACGGGUUCGGCGCCGGCGGCGUCGGCGGCGUCGGGGGCUCCGCGCGGCACGCCGCGUCCUCCGCCUCCAGCUCGGGCCACAUCUCCAUCACCGUUCCCCGCGUCGUCUUCGUCGCGGAGGACUACGACUCCCCGGGUUCCUCCUCCCGCGGCGCCGCCGCCGCGGCCUCCCCCGUCGGCCUCGACCCGGCCGUCAUAGCGACGUACCCGAGGGUGCCCUUCUCCAGGGCCGCGCUGGGGCCGGACGCCGAGGUCGCCUGCUCGAUCUGCCUCUGCGAGUACCGCGAGGGCGAGAUGCUGCGGGUGAUGCCAGAGUGCAAGCACAGGUUCCACCUCACGUGCCUCGACGCGUGGCUGCGCCGGAGCGCGUCCUGCCCCGUCUGCCGGUCCUCGCCUAUCCCCACCCCCGUCUCCACCCCGCUCUCAACCCCACUGUCGGAGCUCGUCCCGCUGUCGCAGUACGCCGCUGACCGUCGCCGGAGCAGGUGAUGGAGGUUCGGAUGAUUCACUGGUGAUGCUUAGCACAUUUGAACUGCUGGGUUAGAGAGCUACCAUAACUUUAUAGAAAGUUUUGCUUGGUAGCAGUAAAUUGUUGGACCAAGGAACACAAGCAGUGUACAUACAUCGUUCCUCCGUUCUAAAUUCUAAUAUAGCUUCUAUCUAGUGAGGUUACCUGUGGUCCUAUAGAGUUGUAUGCGCAAGAGCAGUCUCUGAAUUAUCUUUAUUCCAUUUAUAUGAAUUAUAUGGCAGUGUACAUUCUAGUAUAUUGGGUAUCUUAUUUUCAUAGAAAGAAUGUGGAAGACCUGCUCAUUCUCCCGAGAUGUAGGGGUAUUUCCGUGCAGUGCAAGCAAGCUGCUAGCAUUUAAAUGGAAAAUCUACAUUGCAAUUGAAGGAGGAGCAUUCUUCAAUUGAAUUCUUAGUUACAUAGAUAUUCUGGGUCUCCAAGAGAAUUCUGACUCCUGUGUGAUUGAUGAUUUGGUCAUUUGUUCAGUCAGAAUCGAUAUAAUGUUCAACAAAAUCAGUUAUUUAGCUUUUUGAGGAAGGUAAUCACAUUUGAGGUUAUUUCCAUGUACAGAAUACUGCUUAAACUUCAGUUUCUAACUAUGUCCCUUAUUCC
Molecule: messenger RNA, 1556 nt
Organism: Setaria italica (foxtail millet)
Lineage: Eukaryota; Viridiplantae; Streptophyta; Magnoliopsida; Poales; Poaceae
Product: RING-H2 finger protein ATL67
Exons: 2
Coding region: 314-928 (204 amino acids)
Biological process (GO): protein ubiquitination
Molecular function (GO): transferase activity
Source: RefSeq, a predicted model, not a curated record